GAAUGAUGCACCCUUCUCUGCCACAUAUAAAUAAAUAAAUAAAGAACCUCUUUGUGUUAGAAUAAUAACAUAAAACCAGGCAACAGUGGGAGAUGAUAAUAGGAUAUAUCUUUCAUGUGAAAAAAGCAUUUUCUCUUUUGUCAUAAAGGGUGCAUAUCCAAAAUCACAACUUUAUUUUUUUAUCUGUUUUCCUUCAAUGCAGAAGUAGCUAUGCCGAAGCCUUGUGACUUGCAAAUCAACAUUGAUGGUCAGCAGAUAUUCCUUUUGAAAGAGAAGGUCAUAUCAAAAUACUGUGGAGGGUUGAAGAAACUAUUGAAUCACCAAAAGAGAAGAUGUCAUGUGAAGGAGUUGGGGAUUAGAAUCAAUGAUUUCCCUGGAGGACCAGAAGGGUUUGAGCUAGUUUCAAGGUUUUGUUACAGCAAUGCCAAAAUCCAGAUCACUGUGGCUAAUGUGUCUCUCCUUCACUGUUGUGCUGUUUAUCUUGGAAUGACUGAGGAAUCAUUCAGCAACAAUCUCUUGCAACAAACAGAAACUUUUCUUGAGAGAAUCUAUCACUGGAAAUGGAAUGACAUACUUGCAAGUCUCAAGAGUUGCCAGCUGUUUUAUGCAUAUGCAGAUGGCUAUGGUCUCUUGGAGAAGAUCAUUAGUGUCUUGGCAAAGUUUGUCCAGAAUUCAGAUUCAAACCUCCUCACUUCCUCGCCUUCAGCAUCGUCGUCCUCUUCUUCACCAGAAAGCAGUUUCGCCCAGAGAUUCUCUUUCUCAUCCAAGAAAACUACCCCAGAAAAAAUCAAGUCAAGUUUGCCGCGCAAGGCGUGGUGGUUUGAUGAUUUGGCAACUUUACCACCAAAGAUCAUUGAGAAACUCUUCCAGACUAUUGGAGCAUACAAAGCUGAUAACAAGGACUUAAUCCUCACAAGAUUUCUGUUGCAUUAUCUGAAAAAUAUAGCUACUCAAAGCAAAGUGGUUAAUUGCAGGAACAGCAAUGAGUAUGCUGCUCUUGCAGAAACAGCUGCUUAUGGGGUCAUAUCUGUUGGUAAAGAGAUAUUUUCUUGCAGAGGUCUUCUUUGGGUACUAAGGAUUGUAUCUAAGUUUGGGUUGAGUAGAGACUGCAGAACUGAAUUGGAGAAAUUGAUUGGUGGAAUGCUUGACCAAGCUACACUGGAUGAUCUUCUAGUCUCUGGACAUGACAUGGGAGUUUAUUAUGAUGUUAAUUUGGUGAUAAGAUUGGUUAGAUUAUUUGUUGAUAUCAAUGGUUCUGAUGGACUACAGAAAGUGAAAAGGGUUGGUAGAUUAAUUGACACGUAUUUGAGAGAGAUAUCCCCUGACCACAACCUCAAGAUCUCUAAAUUUCUUGGAGUAGCAGAAUGCUUGCCAGACACUGCAAGGGAUUGCUAUGAUGGGGUCUACAAAGCCAUUGACAUCUAUCUUGAGUCUCAUCCAACUAUCACAUUUGAGGAAAGGUCGAGAUUGUGUAGAUGUCUUAAUUACAGCAAACUCAGCUUUGAAGCUAGUAAAGAUCUGGCCAAGAACCCCAGAAUACCUCCAAGGGUUGCAAUGCAGGCUCUUAUUUCUCAACAACCAAAAAUUUCAACAAGUGACUUAGUAACUGAGAGUCCAAGGAUGAAGCACUCCCAAUUAGUUUUGUCCAAUGAAGCCAACAGAGAAAGCUUCUCCCAAGAGAGGAGAGAUAUGAAACUAAACAUAGAGAAAAUGCAAUGGGGUGUAAUAGAACUGGCCAAAUUACGCAAGCAAAUGAACGGUCAGGAGCCACAGUUGUUUACCCAUAAUGUCUUGCUUAAUCCUGCUCGUGCUUCAUCCUCACCAAGAUUUUGUUGAGUAUCCUCCUCUUGUGUACCUGUCUACCACUAUCCAUGAUAUUAUGGUGUAUUUCUGGAAUUGUAAAAAGAUGUAGUAAUUGUUUUGUACUUUAUAUUUGCUUUAGAAUUUUCAACGUGAUAGAUGAAAUCAAAUAGCAAAGAUUUCUUCAUUAUGCAUGGCAACACUUGAAGUUGCAUACAUAAACAUUAUUGGAUAAUAUUCUGCGAACAAGAGAACAAUGUGAAUGUGUAUUACGUGCUAUGGGUAGUAAAGUUUUUGAUAGCUUCA
Molecule: messenger RNA, 2106 nt
Organism: Glycine soja
Lineage: Eukaryota; Viridiplantae; Streptophyta; Magnoliopsida; Fabales; Fabaceae
Product: BTB/POZ domain-containing protein At1g50280-like
Exons: 3
Coding region: 211-1836 (541 amino acids)
Source: RefSeq, a predicted model, not a curated record